Orussus abietinus is the source of this 1164-nucleotide messenger RNA. RefSeq lists its product as uncharacterized. Lineage: Eukaryota; Metazoa; Arthropoda; Insecta; Hymenoptera; Orussidae. The transcript has 5 exons. Bases 135 to 938 code for a protein of 267 amino acids. The record is from RefSeq and is a predicted model, not a curated record.
GUUGCGAGGCGCGAAUUAGUCAUUCUCUCGCCAACUUCCGCGCUCUUACGGUCGGAAAACGAGCGUCGCGAUCCAGGAUUUCUUUUCCUCUUUUCGAUCGCCUUCGCCCUUCGCCACCGAGGGCAUCUCGGAAAAUGGCCCUUGCUCGCGCUCGAGCCCUUGUCCUCCUCGCGGGGAUCGUGGGAACGCUGGCCGCCCCCGAACUCGCUUCGGCCGGAUCGCCGAGAACCGCCGCGAAGCGAGAAGUCGCGGCCACCGAGAAGCCGAAGGAGACGAAGCCAGCCAGCUCCCAGCCAGCCGGGGACGAGAGCUUCGCCGGCGCCGGGGGGGCGUCGGCGUCGGCGUCGACGUCGGCCGGAGGCUUCGGCGGAGUCCAGAGUUCCGCAGGUUUCCCGCAAGCGGGGCCAUCCUUCGGGUCCCGUGGAGGAUUUCAAGGGUAUCCCGGAUUUGGAGGGCCUUACUCUUACUUCCCGCAGUCCAAUCCCGCGGGAUUCGACCUGGAACUCCAAAGUUACCUGCAGCAGUAUCUGGCGAACAUCCAAGCUCUUCAGGCCCAGCUUCAGGCUCAGCAGCAAGCGUUCUUGGAGCUGAGCAACCGCCUCGGCCAAGGCUACCCGUACCCUCGACAGUACCCCGGAGCGGGGAUGAACUCCCAGGGAGGCGGCGGGUCCUCGGGGCCGCAUUCCGCCUCGGCGAGCGCCACCCUCGGUCCGCGAGGAGGAUUCCAGGAGGCCUCGAUCGGUCCCGUCCAACCGGGAAUUUUCUCCCGAUUCGGGGAGGACGUCCCGGCACCCUCGGGCAACAGUUUCGGGGUCUUCACCAGCUCGAGCUCGAGCCACUCGGUCGGACCCGACGGGAAGGAGACGUCGUUCAAGUCCGCGACGACCGGGGUCAACGACAACGGCCGGAUUUCCUACCACACCGUGCACGAUCCUUGAGGGGCCCUCGGGACGCCUUUGGGACGCUCUCGGGACGACGCCUGCGCUUCCUCCGGAGUUAACUUAUCUCGAUACUCUAACCGCUAUACGUCGCGCGCAUAUAUCGUUCGCUUGCGCUCGCGUUUUCUUCACUUUUUUGCGAGCGGAUCGGGGCGACGCUCCGCCUAACUAUUUGCCCAUGUUCUUAUAACUCGUUGUGCCGUAAACGAAUCUUUUUCCAAAGGAG